GGUGGCGAGGCGCUUGUUGCAUUGUGAUAUUCAAAGCCACACAAAUCAGCGCACGCUCUUUUCUCUCUCCCCUCCCCCUUCGCCCUUCCCCUUCCAAGCCUCCCUAAAAUAUAAAGCACUCAAAGGGAAGCCUAAAAGAAAAGAGAAACUUAGAAACUCCCUUCUCCUUUUCUUUUUUCUUUUUUAAUUGGUAUUUUCUUUUCCUUAAAACAGAGAGGAGAGGCAUACCUCCCAGGGAGGAAUACAAAACGAAAGCAGUCUCCCUGAUUCAUACGGGAACAUCUGCAAAAUCAAAUCCAAUUAUAAGAAACUGAGCAAGGACGAAAAGUGUGAUCAAAUCGGAGGGUAGAGAUGUCGUGUUCGUCUUCGUCAGGUUCGGAGGAAGAUGAUGAGGGAAUCGACUCUUACAGGAAAGGAGGAUAUCAUGCCGUGAGGAUCGGCGAUCCGUUCGCCGGUGGUCGUUACAUCGCCCAGAGGAAGCUCGGAUGGGGUCAGUUCUCCACUGUGUGGCUCGCUUACGAUACUCAAUCCUCUAAAUAUGUUGCUCUAAAGAUUCAGAAAAGCGCACAGCAAUUUGCUCAAGCUGCCCUUCAUGAGAUUGAAGUCCUUUCAUCUAUUGCUGAUGGUGACCCCUCCAAUUCCAAGUGUGUAGUGCGCCUGAUUGACCACUUCAAGCACACUGGCCCAAAUGGGCAACAUCUUUGCAUGGUCCUUGAAUUUCUUGGUGAUAGUUUACUUCGAUUAAUCAGGUUUAACCGUUACAAAGGGAUUGAAUUGAAUAAAGUUAGGGAGAUCUGCAAAUGCAUUUUGAUGGGUCUGGAUUACUUGCAUAGGGAACUUGGUAUAAUCCACACUGACCUAAAACCUGAAAAUAUUCUUCUCUUUUCCACCAUUGAUCCUACCAAGGAUCCAAUUAGGUCUGGUCUUACCCCAACGCUUGAAAGGCCUGAGGGGGGCACCCUAAAUGGUGGAUCUACCAUGAACAUCAUUGAGAAGAAAUUGAAAAGGAGGGCAAGAAGAGCAGUUGCUAAUAUAUCUGUGAGAAGAGCUUCAAUGGGAGGAGGAGGAGAAGCCCCAAAAUCUGCGAGAUGUUUAGAUGGGAUUGAUGUGAGGUGCAAGGUUGUGGACUUUGGAAACGCAUGUUGGGCUGACAAACCAUUUGCAGAAGAAAUUCAAACGAGACAGUACAGGGCUCCUGAGGUCGUACUUCGUUCUGGGUACUCCUGUUCUGUUGAUAUGUGGUCAUUUGCUUGCACAGCCUUUGAGCUUGCUACUGGUGACAUGAUGUUUGCCCCUAAAAGUGGACAAGGAUUUAGUGAUGAUGAGGAUCACCUAGCUCUCAUGAUGGAACUUCUUGGAAAGAUGCCUCGAAAGAUUGCCAUUGGAGGAGCUCGAUCAAAGGAUUAUUUUGACAGGCAUGGGGAUCUGAAGAGGAUUCGGAGGCUGAAGUUCUGGCCACUUGAUCGAUUGCUGGUGGAGAAAUACAAAUUCUCUGAGAGCGACGCUCGUGAGUUUGCAGAGUUUCUUUGUCCUCUUCUCGAUUUUUCACCAGAGAAGCGACCAACUGCCCAGCAGUGUCUGCAACACCCAUGGCUCAAUCUCCGGAGCUCAGGUCAGAAUGAGAUGCAAGGUCAAUCUAACGUGGAUGUUGGAAUGCGCAACCUUCAGAUUUAAGGUGGGCAAAUGAAGAAAGGGAUUAAAGAUGUCGGCCCAGCCACAUCAUUUUCAUGACCCUCCCUCCACCUGUACGAGUAUUGAUUGUGUUCUAUUUUUUUUUUUCCUUUUGGCUUGUGACAUUUCUAAUAAGAUUUAUUUUUUGAUUAAUGAUUAACUAAAUGUAAA
Theobroma umbraticum is the source of this 1842-nucleotide messenger RNA. RefSeq lists its product as uncharacterized. Gene Ontology annotation, molecular function: protein serine/threonine kinase activity; ATP binding. The record is from RefSeq and is a predicted model, not a curated record. Gene Ontology annotation, biological process: regulation of mRNA processing; peptidyl-serine phosphorylation; spliceosomal complex assembly. NCBI's taxonomy places the organism in Eukaryota, Viridiplantae, Streptophyta, Magnoliopsida, Malvales, Malvaceae.